AUGUUACGCCCAAGCUGCAUUGCCUCUUGUCUCGCUGCUCUGGCGGCAGCACAUGGCGACCAUAGUCAAAAGGUCGUGGCAGGCCCUCAUCAAGGCUUGUGGUACAAUCACUUGCCCGGGGAUGGAGGCACUCAGGCUGAUUCUGUCUUCUCCGGCAUCUCGACCUUUGGCCGUCUACCGUACCUACCAUGUCUUGCCAGCAAAGAUAUCAACUACGAUAUUGCCUUUAUUGGCGCCCCAUUUGACACCGGCACUUCAUAUAGACCCGGCGCUCGCUUCGGUCCAUCAGGAAUCCGUCAAGGAUCUCGUCGUUUGAACCUAUACGGCGGCUACAACGUCCCGCUAGCCACCAACCCCUUCAACAGCUGGGCCACCGUGAUCGACUGCGGCGACAUCCCCGUGACCUCGUACGACAACACCUUUGCGCUCUCGCAGAUCGAGCAAGGUCACCACUCCAUCCUCUCCCGCGCCCCCGCCACCGACGCCCACAAGCCCGGCCCUUCCCUCCACGGCGAGACCCUCCCCCGCGUCAUCACCCUCGGAGGCGACCACACCAUCACCCUCCCGCUUCUGCGGAGCAUCAAUCGCGCCUACGGCCCCGUGUCCGUCAUCCACUUCGACAGCCACCUCGACACGUGGCGGCCCAAAGUCUUUGGCGGGUCCCCCUCGGAGGUCGCGUCCGUCAACCACGGGACGUAUUUCUGGCAUGCCGCGCAGGAGGGACUGCUGAGGAACGAUAGUAAUAUCCAUGCGGGGAUACGCACGACGCUGAGUGGCCCGUCGGAUUACGAGAAUGAUGGGUAUUGCGGGUUUGAGAUUGUCGAGGCUAGGGAGAUUGAUACCAUUGGGACGGAAGGGAUUAUUAAGAAGAUUCGGGAGAGGGUGGGUACCGAACGGCCGGUUUAUUUGAGUUUGGAUAUUGAUACUUUAGAUCCUGCUUUUGCCCCAGCCACCGGCACCCCCGAGACAGGCGGAUGGUCUACCAGAGAGCUUAGGACCAUUCUAAGAGGGUUGGAAGGAAUCAAUAUCAUUGCUGCUGAUAUUGUUGAGGUUGCGCCUGCCUAUGAUACCAACGCUGAGCACACGACCAUGGCGGCUGCCGAUGCCUUGUACGAGAUCAUGAGCAUCAUGGUUAAGCGAGGACCGCUUAGCGUAACCAGUGCGCCGCCGCGCGAUCUCUAG
Molecule: messenger RNA, 1182 nt
Organism: Sordaria macrospora k-hell
Lineage: Eukaryota; Fungi; Ascomycota; Sordariomycetes; Sordariales; Sordariaceae
Molecular function (GO): agmatinase activity; metal ion binding
Source: RefSeq, a predicted model, not a curated record